AUGGUCAGGAAUAAUAAUAUUGAUUUUUGGAAUUUACGUAAGAUGGACGGAUAUAAUACACCACCAAUGUAUGGGGAUUACGAAGCACAAAGACAUUGGAUGGAAUUAACAUUGCACGUCCCAAUAAAUCAAUGGUAUUACUAUGAUUUAGAAUGGUGGGGACUUGAUUAUCCUCCAUUGACAGCAUAUGUUAGCUGGUUAUAUCAAUCGCGAGGUUAUGAAAGCGAGAAUAAUAAAUUAUUUAUGAGGUCUUCAGUUCUAAUAUUAGAAUUAUUGAUAUAUGUACCUUCUGUGUUCGUGUUUGUGAAUUGGUGGUUUGAUGAUAAUUCGUGGAAGAAAAAGGAAUUGGCUACUUUAUUAAUUCUUUUGCAGCCAUCUUUAAUCCUUAUAGAUCAUGGACAUUUCCAUUUUAAACAAAUGGCGUUAUACUUUGCACCAGCAAUUUUUGCUUAUUUACUUGGAAAAUAUUCAUUUGAAAACCUUUCUCAAGUUGUCACACGAAUAUUUCCAUUACAACGUGGAUUGUAUGAAGAUAAAGUCGCUAAUAUUUGGUGUGCAAUAAAUAUAAUUAUCAAACUGCGAGAAAUGUUUGAUAUUCAAUCUUUAGUACGAUUAAGCAUGUUUCCUUUAUUAAAAAAGGAUCAUUUGGUUUUACCAUAUCUUGUGUUAUUAUUUAUGUGGAAUUGGCUUGGUUCUUUUACUCAACAAAAAUCCAAAUUACCUGUUCUUAAUUAUUUAUUUAUGGGGUCAUAUUUAGUGAUCGCUAUUAUUCAUAUAAUGGAAUUUAAAUUAUCACCUCCGGAGAGAUAUCCAGAUAUUUAUAUCGUUAUGAAUGUUAUCUUUAGUGCAGGAAUGUUUAUCAUAUCUUUAAUUUAUUUUAAUUAUAGACAGAUUAUAUCAAAUAAUAAUAGUAGUAUAAUAGUUGACAGAAAGGAAGUCGAGAUCGAGGUUCAGGAAACUGAAUUCAACCCACAGUUUCUACGUAACAUGAUACGUAAAUUAGAGUGGAAUGCAUUGUUAAAUUCCGCUAAAGAGAUCAAUAUUACCACGCUCCCCGAAGUUUUACCUGAUGAUUUAGAUGAAGAUUUUCUCCGAAAUCUUCAUAGAGUUUUGUUGGAGACUCAUAUUCAACAAGGCAAGAUGACGUGCCCAAAUUGUAACCAUGUUUACAUGGUUCGGGAUGGAAUACCCAAUAUGUUACUAAAUGAAAAUGAAACCUAA
This is a messenger RNA of Diversispora eburnea, 1221 nucleotides long. The record is from the annotation of a GenBank genome assembly. Lineage: Eukaryota; Fungi; Glomeromycota; Glomeromycetes; Diversisporales; Diversisporaceae.